Candidula unifasciata is the source of this 756-nucleotide messenger RNA. NCBI's taxonomy places the organism in Eukaryota, Metazoa, Mollusca, Gastropoda, Stylommatophora, Geomitridae. The record is from the annotation of a GenBank genome assembly.
AUGUCGGACCGAGAGAGCGGAGACGAGCAACAACAGCCGCAGGCCCAAGAAGCUUCAGAUCCUGGAGGGUCUGCGGAGCAGGAGUUGGCUACGCGUACACUUCACAUUCAGUCAAAGAGGUUUUACCUAGAUGUGAAGCAGAAUAGACGUGGCCGCUUCAUUAAGGUGGCAGAGGUCGGGGCAGGAGGCAAGAAAAGCCGUCUCCUCUUGGCUAUGUCGUCAGCAGCAGAGUUCAGAGAUUUCUUGUCUGAAUUUGCGGAUCAUUAUGCUUCACUGGGUCCAACCAACUCAGAGACGCCCCCAGAGGAUGGGAAGCUGAAGAGUGAGAUGAUUGUGAAGGAUAACCGCCGCUACUACCUGGACUUGAAGGAGAAUCAGCGCGGCAGAUUUCUCAGGGUUUCUGAACAGGUGUCUCAAACAAUCCCACGUGGAGGUCCCCGCUCACAGAUUGCCAUCCCUGCCCAGGGUAUGAUCGAGUUCAGGGAUGCACUCACAGAGCUGUUGGAGGAGUUUGGCACAGAUGACCAAGAGCCACAAAACGACUUGCCAGAAAGUCGGUCAAUGCGAGUGGAGAACAAGAUGUUCUACUUUGAUGUGGGCUCUAACAGACGAGGGGUCUACCUCCGCGUCUCUGAGGUGAGUGUCAGAAACAAUUUCCGUACGGCAAUCACCAUUCCAGAGCGGUCCUGGGGACGGUUCCGCGACAUCAUCUCCGAGUUUGCGGACAAGUCAAGUGCAAAGCCGGAGUCUGAAUAA